AUGGACUGGAGCUCACCAGAGAUACCGAACGUUGCCAAAAACUAUCCCGUCCUACGGAAUGUCUUGGAGGCUCUUGAUAAUAGUACUCUGUACAUCGAUCGCAGAGGGAAUUUCAAUACAGCUCUUGACAUUGCCAAGGGUUCAUGCACUCAAAGCCUCUCUACAGGGGGAGGCAGCCUCGCUGCUGCUCUCAUUAGCUGCGGGAUUGUCCACACCCUGCAGGGUAACUGUAGGAAGGCUGUCGGUGAGUUCAAUGAAGCAAACAGUAUUGAACAUUCCGACCUCGCUCUACGCUUCCUGGCACAUACGUACAUAUAUGUUGCCAAUACAAUAAACUACGACAUGCUUCCAGAUACUGCUAACGGACAUGCGCACGAUAUUCAAUACAAAUUUGACAAGAUUCAGAAUAUGCAAGAAUGGUUUUCGCGAUGUUCCGAGCUUCCCAUUAUACACAUAGUGGAUCCCUUGCUAUACCGCGAAUGUCAGUUAUUGCAUAAGCAUAGGUGUUGGAUGUCGACGACUCGACAAGGUCCAGAUCGAACAGAGCCUUUGGCAACACAGAACAGGAAGAUCCUGCUAUCAGGAUCAGAGAAGAAUCAUGAUUAUCUUGCAAAUUUAGCCAAGUUGUUCGCCCGGUAUUUCGAAAAGGAGGACGCCAGGAAAAUCCUCAGGAGUGCUCGGGUAUAUUAUGAGCAAUCCGAUGACAUGGUUGGCCUUGGGAAUAUCGAAUUGACACUUGGCGACUGGCUGGUCGCGCCGCUCUCGUGUCCCGAAGUCUGGAAUUCAUUCCUAGAGGAAGGUACCGGCGAUAAUUCACUGCACUGGAAAAUUGAGGCUGCUGAGGCUGCUAUUGAUAUCAAUUCCGUUGGCGAAGCGAAACGGCAUUAUGACAAAGCUUUAAGACUAUUCACCUCGCGAAACGCCCUCAGAGGAGUGGCAGCGGUCAGACUGCGCCUCGGAUACUUGUCCGUUGUCAAAGGUCUCGCAAUCACGGAUAUUGAGUUUGAGAAGGACUUUGCAGCAGCACGACAGGAACUACAAGCAGCAGCGGCCCUUUUCCACGAUACCGGGGACACCAUGGCUUUUCAGCUAUGCCAGGCCCACGUGUCCAUUUGCGAUGUGGGAGAGAAACAAGGUCCGGAAGAUCUGCAACGGGCAAUCAAUAUUGGACAGUGGGGCCGCACGGACGGGAGUUUUGGAUAUGCUCUAGGACUAGGUCUCUUGUUUGCACGAAUAGGACGGCGUUGGGCAAAUCACAUUGGUGACUGUGAGCGUGCGUUUACAUGUUUGCGCCUGGCCGAAGCCUUGUUUAAGCAUCUAGGCGCAGGAUUGUCUCGCAUCCAUGCUAUUGCCGACCAGAUGAACUUGUACCAGCUGAUAGGAGAUUUUCCAAGUUUCUCAAGAUUGGCUGUUGUUGCUUUGGAUGAAUGUGAGGCGUUGCAAAGCCAGGAACCGAGCCUAACAAACCGUAUUGAGGUGGUGUCCAGGUGGAUUUUGAUUGGCAUGCUAGGUACAGCUAUGAGCAGAAAAGACCUGACAUUAAUUGACCGCGCACUGGAUUAUAUUUCCGCCCAUUUGGAAAUGAAUUUGCCAAAGGAAGCUACCAUGUUCCCGCGAGUGGAUGAGACCGCUGUCGCUAUAGCCACAAUCCGAUUGUCAGAGGAUCCCGAGGCUAUAACCAAAGCGAUGCACGACGCCCUCAAGUCUUUCGAUCCUAAUCAAAUGGCUCAGAGCAUUUUGAUGUCCACUGUCACAGAUUCCAAAGUCUAUAGGGAAUUUUACCGUGGUUUGAGCCAUAGAAGAGAGGGCAAUGCCGAAGAAGCUCGAGGGUGUUUUCGAAGCGUCCGAACAAAAGCCCAAGUUUAUGACGACUCUCGGAGAGAUCACAUGGAAGCCAUGGCCUAUGCAGGGGAGGGUGAUUAUGCCAACGCGAGGAGGGCGAACAAGAUGUCUCUCAAGCUACGAAUGGAGGAUCUUGAUAUACGAGACCAGCGAGGCGAGAGCACCCCUCUCGACGCUGAUAGCAGGAGGCACAUUGCCGUGGAGGCCCUUAUGGCUUUGGUUCAAUUCGAUGACUAUGAAGAGGCCGAGUCGUGGUUACAUUUCCUAAAUCAUAACUUUCCAGAUUGGUGGAGGCUUCAAAGUUCUCCUUGGUCAGGUCUUUAUUACAUGGAAGAGGGCUUUGGACACUUGGAUUCCGCUCUCACAACCUAUGAAGGGGCCAUAUCGCUGUUCGAGCGGCACCGUCAGAACUUAUCUAUUGAUGAGCUAAAAGUUGCUUUCUCUGGAGGAUCUACGACGCAGAAGAUCUUCUUUGCCUGCGCAAGAACCAUGUUCAAAAUGCGCCAACGGCACGAGUCCGUCACUGUCUCUGCCAAAGAUAUCGAGCCAAGAAUAUUUAAUGUGGUUGAGCGAGGAAAGGCUCGAAGUCUGCUGGAUCUCAUGCAAGGUGGACUGGUGGGCAGCGGCCAGGUUGCCACUUCUAGUCCAUUGCGCCGCUGGAGACAACUACAUGCCUCACGAUCGAUGCACUGUACGCUCAUCCAGCACAAGUUUGGUAAUGGCAAAGUCGAUCAUGCAGAGGUAACGCAUCUCAAGGACUUGAUUACGAAGAUCGAAGGCCAAAUUCAGAGCGUCGAAAAGGAAAUGCAACUAAGAGGUGGCACGGCAAAACCAGUCACUGCUGAGGUCAGCUCUCUUAUAGAAGUCGCCACCAAUCUCCCUGAGGAUACGUUGUUCGCUUGGGCGACCAGCAAUGAAGCGAUGGUAAAGCUAGUACAUAAGGAACUUGAAGAAUACUGGCUCGAUCGAGUUGCUAAGGAGUUUCACGAUGCCUGUGACAAAGGACUUAUGACCACGCAUGGGGACCAACUUUCCGACACGCUCCUGAGACCGUUUACCCACCUCCUGGAGCGCUACACGAGACUUAUUAUCGUGGCACACGACUCCCUCCAUCUUGUGCCCUUCCACGUUCUGCCGUUUAAAGGAACACCUCUUGUGCUCUCUCAUGUGCUGACAUAUCUCCCAAGCUCAAUCAUCUUACGCUAA
Messenger RNA from Aspergillus caelatus, 3048 nucleotides. RefSeq lists its product as uncharacterized. Gene Ontology annotation, molecular function: protein binding. NCBI's taxonomy places the organism in Eukaryota, Fungi, Ascomycota, Eurotiomycetes, Eurotiales, Aspergillaceae. The transcript has 3 exons. The coding region runs from base 1 to 3048 and encodes 1015 amino acids. The record is from RefSeq and is a predicted model, not a curated record.